AUGGUGAUUGGCGGAGAGAUCCGGGCAAGACCGCACACACAAACAGUUAAGAAGUGCCUGGCUUCCCGUCGCUGCCUGGCGCUUCUUUUCUCCCUCCUUUUUCUUUCUCUCCCACUUCAUCUUUCUUCCCACUCCACACAUCUCUCUAUUCAAAUUUAUCACCACUCAGUCACCAUACAGCAUCAUACUUAUACCACUUCUGAUACUCCGUGCUUUCAAAAUGGCCUGCUAAACGCCUCCCCCGCACCAGCUACGUCUUUCUCGUACGAGACAGACACCAUAGAUCCUCUUCGGACCUCGUCUUUUUCUAAUCUCUCCUCUUCCACCCCCUCAGAGUCUCCUGUCCCAGGACCUCUGAACUUUAGCAUCGCUUUGCGUAGCUCAAGUUCUCCGAACAACGCUUUCCCGUUCGACAUCUCGUCGUUCACCACGGAUACCCAACAGCAAUCAUGGCUUCCCACGCCCCCGCCUCAGCAGCCAUCGGCUCCAGUGAAUUUGAUUCCCAGCGACAACAACAACAACCCCAGUCCCCUUCCGCAGGACUUCGUGCUCUUUCCCGCUCCGUGUCCCCCGCCGCAACCCAGGGACUCGCGUGCUCAAGCACCGAUCAAUUCUACCCCUAGAUUAUCCGCAUAUCAACCUUCUCUGGUCCAACCAGGGUAUCCUGUUAGACGACACUCUUCAGCUUUGCAUCAGCAGCUCCCAGGCUCGCCUGCGCAGGUUCCUCUUUCGGCCAGAUUAGCCGCUCAAUCUUCCGGAUAUUCCUCGUCUCCGUCUUCUUGGUCUCACCCCGCUCUGCGAAAGCAUUUCGCGCGUCGGUUCGCAACACCUGCCGCUUCGAAUUCUACUCCUGCAGUGAACAACACUGCCUACUCUAACCGCCCACCCGUCCCUCUAUUCAACGACAAGACGGUCAACUAUUCCGCCUUUCCGAAUCAGCACAACCAAAACCUAAAGAGAAAAUACGCUUCGUAUCUACACCAUCGCCGCAUCAUGUCUACCCCCAACAUCGCUCAAGAUUUCCCUGAGCUUUUUGAUCUUCAGUCCAACCGCUUUGGGGACGAUCUCAGCUCCCCAGAGUCCAACAUGCUUUCGCCCCAGAUCAACACUUCGUUCUUCAGCCCGAUGGGUGAGGUUGCCCCUCCGGGCACUGUCUCGCCGAAGGAUCUGUUCUUCGAUGCUUCGGCUCCCCCAUCGACGACUUUCACUGAUCUCAGCACUCCCCCGCUGGAUACGCCUGGCUUCUUCAGUCAGAACACAUCUCCCAUGAUCAAUACCGAGAUGGAUCUGAACGCCGUGCCUGAGGAGUGGGAGUCUUUGUUCCCUCAGGAUGGGUUUUCUCUGGACUUGGACUCGGCUGCCCUUGAGCUUGCUGCUUCGCUUCAACAGCCCAAGGCGACCGGACCUCCUCCGACUCCAGUGAUCCGUGACAGCGCCUCGCCCGCGCCGUCUGCCUCUCCUGCCCCAUCCCGUCAGGGCACCAAGCACUCCACAGUGGCCGGUGUCAAUGCGCGCCAGCGGAAGCCGUUGCCUCCGAUCAAGUUUGACUCUGCCGACCCCGCCGCCAUGAAGAGGGCCCGCAAUACCGAGGCUGCUCGCAAAUCUCGUGCUCGCAAGCUUGAGCGUCAAGGCGAGAUGGAGCGCCGUAUUGAGGAGCUCGAGCGGAUGCUUGAAGAGUCCAAGCAACGCGAGGAGUACUGGCGAAGCAUGGCCAAGACUGGCACCAACUGA
Molecule: messenger RNA, 1731 nt
Organism: Aspergillus luchuensis
Lineage: Eukaryota; Fungi; Ascomycota; Eurotiomycetes; Eurotiales; Aspergillaceae
Gene: cpcA
Product: amino acid starvation-responsive transcription factor GCN4
Exons: 2
Coding region: 1-1731 (576 amino acids)
Biological process (GO): regulation of DNA-templated transcription
Molecular function (GO): DNA-binding transcription factor activity
Source: RefSeq, a predicted model, not a curated record